This is a messenger RNA of Prorocentrum cordatum, 164 nucleotides long. NCBI's taxonomy places the organism in Eukaryota, Dinophyceae, Prorocentrales, Prorocentraceae. The record is from the annotation of a GenBank genome assembly.
CGCGAUUGCGCGAACAUAUUCGAGCCAUCAUGCUGCCCGGUCGCGGGGGCCGCGGCGGCGAACUACAAAUUGCACCGAAAAUGCGUCGGCAACGUGUGCUUCGCCCCGCUGAUGUCUGCCGAGAUCAACGGGGCGAAUAACGCCAUAAAGGCUACGUUCACUAG